Messenger RNA from Chanos chanos (milkfish), 2043 nucleotides. RefSeq names its product MAM domain containing 2b (gene mamdc2b). Bases 1 to 2043 code for a protein of 680 amino acids. Gene Ontology annotation, cellular component: membrane. Lineage: Eukaryota; Metazoa; Chordata; Actinopteri; Gonorynchiformes; Chanidae. The record is from RefSeq and is a predicted model, not a curated record. The transcript has 14 exons.
AUGUUUUAUCUCCUCCAUUUUCUAAGCCUGACUGUGGUGGCAGAAGCAGCAGUCUUGUCAGGCUCCUGCAGAUUUGAGGAUAGCACCUGCAACUACACAUCAGACCCUGCCUUCUCCAGCUGGACUCUGGACACAAACGGUCACUUUAUCACUGUGGAUUCACCUGUCCAAGAUGGCUUGGGGAAAGCAGUUUUGUUGGGUCCAGAUGUGGAUCAGCAAGAUUGGAGUUGCCUAAGGGUGGUGUACCAGAUCAUAGUUGGGGGCUCCUUACAUAUUCUGAGACGUGCAGAGGGAGAGAGUUUCGACCAUGUCCUGUGGACGACCCAGAAUCCAUCUAACAGCUGGCUCAUAGCUAGCAUAGACCUUCAGAAUAGCACAGAUCCAUAUAAGAUUGUGAUUGAAGGCACACCUGGGGAGGCUAAAGGCAGCAGCGUAUCCAUCUUUGAGAUCCAUAUCUCAGAUAAAUACUGCAUAGAGUGUGAUUUUGAGGAGCCGCAUAUGUGUGGAUACAGUAACCAGUGGAAUAGCAAUGUGAACUGGUAUGUCGGAAUAAGCACAGCUCAGGACCAUCAGGGCAACCAGCCAGAGGACAAAAAGAUGGAUGGGACAGGUCACUACAUGUAUGUGGACUCUGUCCAUGCCGAGACAUUCCAAGAAGUGGCAAAACUGGUGUCUCCAAUGACAACAGUACCAAUCUCUGGCUGUUUAACCUUUCAGUACCAACAGAGUCAUGCAGAGGGGCACCUCUUCUCUGUGUAUAGCAGAGAUCAAGUUGGGCAGUACCAGGAGCUUUGGAGGGCAGGCAUGCCAGGAGACAAUCAGGUUGACUGGGGAACAGAAUUCCCAGUGUGGAUACCAGUGCAGGUGAACUUCAGGGCACCUUACCCUGUACAGGUUGUAUUUGAAGUGACAUUCAAUAGUCCUAAGGGAGGUCAUGUGGUACUUGAUGACAUUUCCUUUUCCCCUGAGUUCUGCAAUGCAGAGAUGGAACCAACUUUUGACCCAACUGUGGCAAACUGUGACUUUGAAACUGGUUUUUGUCACUAUACUCAGUCUCUGAUGGAUAGCCCUACAUGGAAAAGAGUCUCACUAAGGCCAAACAUUUACAGAGCUGGGGACCAUACAACAGGUGCAGGAUCAUUCCUGCUGGCCAAUACACGCUUAGGUUUACAGUCUGGCUAUGUCAGUCGUCUGUAUGGGCCUCUUCUGCCUGCGAAGCAGAAAUACUGUCUGAAGUUCUACUACUCUCUGAGGGGCUUCGUCUACUCUAACCAGCCCCUGACUGUGUACCUGUAUGACAAAGCCGGCGUGGCAUAUGAGAAAGUGUGGACACAGGCUGAGAAGACCAGGAACGUUUGGAUAGCAGCUGAUGUAACAAUCCAGACUGAAAGGAGCAGCAAGGUAGUGUUUGUGAGUACAUGCAAAAGCUUUUGGAACUGUGGAUCUGUAGCCCUGGAUGACAUAAGCAUGAGCCUUGGGGACUGUGGUCCUACAGAAGGAUCUGCGCUAUCCGUCCCUUCCCAAUGUGACUUUGAAAUGGGUUUCUGUGGAUACACUCAAGACAAGGAGAGUGACAUGGGUGACUGGGUGCUGGGCAGAGGACCAACUCCAACCUCCUUCACAGGACCAAGAGGAGAUCACACCUCUGGGGUUGGAAAUUAUGUGUACAUUGAGGCAUCACUGAUGCUCCCAGGCCAUAAUGCCCGCCUCCUCUCCAGUUCACUUCGAGGUUCCAGAGUUGCACAGUGCCUGCGGUUCUACUACCACAUGUAUGGUUCCGGCACGGGCCAGUUAAAUGUUCUCCUCCGCUCAGCACAAGAGGCUAAGGACAUGUUGCUAUGGACACGAAGUGGAGAGCAGGGCAUCUCCUGGUUGAGAGCAACUAUUAAUUACCAGCAUGAACACCAACACCAGAUUGUGUUUGAAGCCACCAGAGGAUCUUCAGUUAGGAGUGACAUCGCAAUUGAUGACAUCAUGUUUCUAAAGGGAGCUUGUCCAGCACAAUGCUACAUCUGUUUUUCUGUUUACUUCCACAGAAACUGA